UUUCUUAAUUUCAUUGACACGAAGUUGAAGCUUCAAAGAUAAGGCCAUAAAAAGUUGGAAAGCUUUUUUAGGUUUUACCUUUUUCUUAGGUGCAGUAAUUAGUCACCUUUUUUGUAUAUGUAUUAUACAGCGCCAUCUGGCUAAAACUCGAAAACAAAGCAGCGACUCAAGUUAUCUCGAAAAAGGCAAGAACCCGUGAAGAUUUUCAAGCCCGCCCACGCCAGCCCACGCCAGUUGUCAGAAGAAUGGCAGCCAAAUUGAAAAAACGCGCCUUGGCCGAAUACGCGGAAGUGGCGGAUCCACCCAAGAUCGAGACGCCCGCACCCACCGCCGCGCCCACAGCCAUGAGUUUGGACCUUGAUCAGGCCAAUUGCUCGCCGCUCAAACGUCCAAAGAAGCGCUCGCCAUCACCGCCGUCCUCCCAGGCCGCCCCCGACCUUGGCCUUCCCAAAGCUCAAUGGGAGCCCCUGGAAGGACGUGGGGGCGGUCCCUCGACCCAGAUCGAGUCUAAAAAGAAGCGCUUGCGCCAUCUCAUGCUUUUGGCGGCCGAAGGGCCUUCCCGCUUGCCCACCACGGCUAUUGUGCCGUUGGCCGAGAGCUGCUUUCCUUUGGCGCAACUGAGCACGGAAAAGGAGAUCACUGCUCUGUUGGUGCAAACCAUGCCUUCCUUGCGGCGACGUUCGCGCGAAGAGUUACUGGAAUUGGCCCAAAUCGUGUGGCAAGUGGUCCAGCAACACCUCAACCAAGACGACGUUUGUGCGCGACUUUUGCUCUUUAUGGAACAUCUCUUGUCCCAGGGGUCCAAUUCGGAGGAUGUUCGACUUUGGAUUCGAGAGCAUUUGCCCGAUUGGGUGGCCCAAGUGGACCACAUGUCCUCGGAGGAAGCGUUUGUGGGCGAAUCGCUCAAAUUCUGGUCGCAUUUCCACUUGUACAAGAUCCCGUUGUCGGGAGCGUUGUGUCAGCACAUUACAGAUUUGACGGCCAGUAAGAUUAAAACCCGGAGUGUGCGGGUUCAAGUGGCGUGCUUGCAAAUGUGGGGCCAAUGCGUCCGCCAAUCGGCCAAUCCGGAUGUGAAUCGACGAAUUCACACGCUGGCCGGGAAAUACGGCCAGAGCCAAGAGCCGCGCGUACGCAAAGAGGCGUUUCAAGUGCUGCUGGAAUUGGUCCGCGGGUUUCCUCAAAAAUUCAGUCACAGUGUGUACAAGUCGGUAGUGAGUGCACUCAAGGACGACUACGAAGGAGUGCGCAUUGUGGCUCUAAACUUAAUUUAUGCCAUUGCCAAAGCCCAUCCGCAGGAAACAUUUCGGGAGAAUAAGCUGGAACGCCGAUUGGUGGACGACGCAUUCGGACACAUAUGUAAUACCAUCAACGACUUAUCGAUCAAGGUCCGAGAGAAAGCCGCCGAACUCAUGGGACUCAUGAACUUUGUAUCCCAGAAUUUUCUGGAGCAAACGCUGGAUAAGAAACUCAUGUCCAAUUUGAGGGCCAAACGAACCGCCCACGAACGGGAGUCCAAGUUGGUCUCAUCCGGUGAAUGGAGCUCAGGUAAAAAGUGGGGUGAUGAUGCGCCCAAAGAGGAGCUUGACGCCAGCUCGGUCAGUGUGAUGGCUUUGGGUGCUUGCGGUGCCUUUGUUCAUGGUUUAGAAGACGAGUUCCUGGCCGUGAGAAGCAUGUCCAUCUCGUCCCUCACUCAGCUGUCCGUGAAGAAUCCAAGACUGGCGUCCAUGGCCCUAGAUUUUCUGGUGGAUAUGUUUAAUGAUGAGAUUGAGCUCGUUCGUUUGAAGGCCAUCGAGUCACUUCGACUCAUCGCCAGUCACAUCAGUCUUCAAGCCCAUCAACUUGAGGUCAUUCUCACGGCAUUGGAUGAUUAUUCAAUCUUGAUCCGCGAGCGACUACACUCGAUGCUACAGUCUUCGAAUUUGGCCACCAAGGACGGCCUUCAACGAGUGAUCCAGAAGUUAUUGGACAAUCUGAAAAAGUACCCCCAUGAUCGCCGUUCGAUCUUUGCCACCUUCAAGAAUUUGGGAGAGCGCCAUUCCGAGCUUACUCUGCCCCUGGUGCCACAACUUCUGGAGAUCCAUCCAUUUUUCGAUACAGCCGAGCCAGAUUUGGAGGAGCCCUCAUAUUUAUGCAUUCUGAUUCUGGUCUAUAAUGCUUCGGCCCGAUGUCCUACAAUGGAGCCUCUACUCGAUUGUCACACCAAGAGGCAUUUUCUCUACCUUGUGGACACCUACCCGCAUCUCACUCCGAAAAAGGAGAAUCAGCUUGCCCACCGCUCGGGUCGAGAUCUGGAGGUAACGGCGGCCCAAACCAAAGGCAACACGGAGAUCUUUCUGCACAAAGUGGCGAGUCAAGUGACGGAUUCGGAACACAUGAAUAUGCCCAACCGAAUCAAGCUCCUCAGCCGAGCUUGCUCGGAUUUGAAGCGGCUCGGAUCCUUUGAACCGUCCGUGGCACAUCGAGCUAAAUUUCUGCACUUGUACGUUGAAUGCCAGGUACUCAUUUUGAAAUGCCUGGCCACGCGCUUCUGGACGAAUUCGAUGAUCAUGUCACAACAGGAAAAGGCCGUGAUUGAAUCCAUGAUUGCCCAAUUGUACUCGAACACUCUUCAGCUUCAGUAUCGAUUCUCGAAUCUGACACUCCCCCAACGUAAGAAAGUACUCCUGCUGAAGAUCCAUGUGCUCUCCCUGCACGCCUUGUUCAUUGUUCUCGCCUCGAACAAAAGUGCAUUGGCUGUGACCGAGGACUUCUUCCACGAAGUUGAGGUCAUGAUCAGCACUUUAGACUCUCCCGAAGAGGUUGACGAGUCGCCAUUCUUGGCCGCUCUUUUGGCCGCACUCUCGUCUACCGAUGAUCACAAGCCAGGAUCGGUUGUCAAAAUUGUCCAGCCUCUGCUCUUGUCACAUCCCGUCGAGGCUUGCCAAUUGGGAGAACAACCCAUAUCCAUGAGCCAUGCCGUCAUCUUUGAGCCUCUGGGCAUGAAUGAGACCCCAUUAAAGUAUCUAGCUGGGAUGAUCCUAAGCGUACCUGUUGACUGCGAAAUUUACCAUGCACCGAAUCCCGGGGCAGUUCGGAUCGCGAUCAAGACCCCGGACCAGAAAAUUCAAUUGGUUACGCCCAAGUCAUCUCAGUUCAUUCCCAAAGACCACGAAAUCAAUUGCUACCGACUCCUAACGGAUGCCUUGAUGUCGCACAAUCAAGUGUGGUCGGAGGCGCUACAUGUGGAUGUGGGUGUGGUGCUGGACCUAUCGGCGCUCUCGGGCGUUAAAACCAAUUUAAUGCGAAAGGCCUCGACGAGCCUAGUGGACGAACGGAGACUCAUUCCUCUGUGCGAUCCCGUUAAGGUUUAUGUUUUGCCCAAAGCCGUCAAGCGAGGCAUUUAAACGGAUAAUAAUAAAGUGGCAGAAUUUUCACAACAAAAAAAGUAGAGGUCACUAUAUUUCAUUGGUUGCAACUAGAGCUUGUUGAAACUCUGUAGAGACUAGGAAAAAAAUCCUCCUGACCAUGACAUGAAAAUAAUAUCACACAAAUUUCUAGCUUAACGUG
Tigriopus californicus is the source of this 3546-nucleotide messenger RNA. It is a transcript of the gene IntS4, whose product is annotated as integrator complex subunit 4-like. The transcript has 3 exons. The coding region runs from base 246 to 3383 and encodes 1045 amino acids. Gene Ontology annotation, cellular component: integrator complex. Gene Ontology annotation, biological process: snRNA processing. NCBI's taxonomy places the organism in Eukaryota, Metazoa, Arthropoda, Copepoda, Harpacticoida, Harpacticidae. The record is from RefSeq and is a predicted model, not a curated record.